AUGCGUGACGUGCUGCAGCUGCAGCAGCAGCAGCAGCAGAAGCAGCAGCAACUGAUGCUGCAGCAGGAGCAGAAACAACACCCGCAGCUGCUUGUGACCGAAGCCAGCAGCAGCAGCAGCAGCAGCAGCAACAGCAGCAGCAGCAGCAGCAAGAAGGUUGCUGGUUGCAGCGACUCGGGUCCGCUGCAUCUGCUGCGUGCGGUGUCUGCGCAGCUGCCACCGCGAGGAGCAGCAGCAGCAGCAGCAGCAGCAGCAGCAGCACGAGAGCUGCGGCGUUCUUCGUUUGCAUGCAUCAAAGAGACACUGGAGCGAAGCCCCACGCUGCUGCAGCUGCGUCGUGUUGCUGCCUGGCAGAAGGAGGUGGCGCAGCAGCUGCUGACGAGGCGUGCAGCAGCAGCAGCAGCAGCAGCAGUGCUGCUGCUGCUGCUCUUUGCUGCUGCUGUCUUCGUUGCUUUCAUACAACUUGCUGCUGCUCCUUACUUCGCUCCUGGGGGGCAAGCACUGCAUGCGCUGGAGCGGCUGCUGCUGCUGCACCGAGCGCAGCAGCAAGCCCCAGCAGCAGCAACAGCAGCAGCAGCAGCAGCAGCAGCAGCAGCAACAGCAGCAGCAGCAGCAGCAGGAGGGAGAGUACGCAGAGCAACUGUUGCUCCUGCUUUUCAUAGAUUGUAUGAGAGCUCUCUAUACCCCGACACAGACGAGUUGCUGCUGCCUGCUGCUGCUGCUGUGGUUUACAGCCCCUGGAUUGCUGCUGCUGCUGCAGCGCCAGGAUCAGCAGCAGCAGCAGCAGCAGCCAGUGCUGCUGCUGCUGUACCUCUAGGAACUUUGGAUGAGCUGCUGCAGCCGCUGCACCCAUUGCUAGCACUGGAGCUGCAGCAGCAGCACCAGCGGAAGCAGCAGCAGCAGCAGCAGCAGCAGCAGCAUGAGUCGCUUCGUGCUGCUGCAUGCACUCGCGAGUUGCUGGGGACUCACUCUCACUACUUUUUAACGACUGCUGCUACCCCCAGACACCAGCAGCAGCAGCAGCAGCAGCAGGAGCAGCAGGAACAGCAGCAGCAGCAGCAGCAGCAGCAGCCAGCAGCAGCAGCAGCAGCAGCAGCAGCAGGGUUGCAGCAUUUAUGUAGCAGCAGAUGCUUUAGCUGCUGGUGCUUCUCCUUUUGCUGCUCCCUCGUUGCUGCAGUGUUCUAUACAGCAGCAGAAAGAGACAGAGGAGAUUGCUGCUGUCUUUGCUUCUUCUGUCUUUACUUUUAUCAUCACAACAACCCCACCAGAGGCCAUCGCCUCUCUCAGCAGCAGCAGCAGCAGCAGCAGCAGCAGCAGAAGCAGCAGCAGCAGCAGCAGCAGAAGCAGCUGCUGGGGGGCCCCUCAGCAUCCUGGGUACUGCAGCAGCAGCAGCAGCAGCAGCAGCAGCAGCGGUGGCAGCAGCUGCAGCAGCAGCAAAGAAACGCAGAGAAGGGCCUGCUGCUGCUGUCGCUGCUCCCGGGGGCCUUCGUGUACUACCAAGCCAAUCCCCUGCCUCGCCGCAAGAGGCUGAGGAGACGCGCAGCGCAGCAGCAGCAGCAGCAGCAGCAGCAGCAGCAACAGCAGCAGCAGCAGAAGCAGCAGCAGCAGAAGCAGCAGCAGUAA
This is a messenger RNA of Eimeria mitis, 1623 nucleotides long. RefSeq lists its product as uncharacterized. Lineage: Eukaryota; Apicomplexa; Conoidasida; Eucoccidiorida; Eimeriidae. The record is from RefSeq and is a predicted model, not a curated record.